This is a messenger RNA of Achroia grisella, 4219 nucleotides long. RefSeq names its product microtubule-associated protein 2 (gene tau). Gene Ontology annotation, cellular component: neuron projection. NCBI's taxonomy places the organism in Eukaryota, Metazoa, Arthropoda, Insecta, Lepidoptera, Pyralidae. The coding region runs from base 73 to 2379 and encodes 768 amino acids. Gene Ontology annotation, molecular function: microtubule binding. Gene Ontology annotation, biological process: neuron projection development; microtubule cytoskeleton organization. The record is from RefSeq and is a predicted model, not a curated record. The transcript has 9 exons.
UCGCCGGGUUGAAGAAUUAUGACAUAUUAUUCAAUAUUUAUAGUUUGAAGAUUUUAAAGUAGAACUUCAAGUAUGGAGACAAACAACGCCAAUCGGGCACCGGGAGAGACACGGCCUCCAAGUGCUAAUUCAUACGGUACGGAGUCCUCAGGAUUAGCCCAACCUGCUCGUCCAACAUUAAAUAGAGCUGAUUCAAGGACAGCCUUUCCUCAGCAGUUGUUAAGACCAGGAGUCCCACCGCAAGCUCAACCAAGACCUCAGUUUCAACCAGGAGGGCAGGUCACUAGCCCACCACAACUUGCACCUCGUCCAGGGACACCGCUACAACGAGGUCCAGUGCCAUCGGGACAAUCUGUACCGCAACAACCACGACCACAGCAGCCUCCAUUGCGACCAUCUGGUCCCCAUUCUAUAGCUCCACAGCAGGGGCCGAGACCUCUUCAACCGGUUAAUACUCCUCAGCCACUACAAAGAGGUCCACCGCCUAAUAAUCUUCAAUUUGGUCCUAGACAACCACCGAUAUUUGGUACUGCUACCACUCCAGACGCUGCAAGACCACAAAUACCGCAACAAUUUAACGGUGCUCCUAGGAACGGUUCGCCUGCUUCUGGGGCAGUAUCAUUGUCCCGACAAACAACGGAAAGCUCUGCAAAGGGCUUGAAUUAUACAAAUCCGCAAAAUAAACCAGUCAACCUGGAUAAUCAAAGUGCUUCAAAUGAAUUUCAAGCCAUCAAUAAGACCGAAAAUGGCAUUGAAAUUCCUGGAGUUAAUAAAGGCAGAAGUUACAGCAUUGCUGCCGCUCCUGGGUCUCCUAACCCAUUUAAACUGGACGAAGAUCGACGAAAAUCUGUCAGUUCCAUAGGUGGAAAGAUGGAAGAAUUUUGUAGUCGCAGUCCGGGAUUGGGCUUGAUUCAAGAGGGAAAAAUUGAUAGUAGAGAUAACAUACGCAGCUCUAAAGAAAGCAUUAGAUCAGAAGCUUCUAACGACGGAGGAAAAGAUAUACCCGAUCGUCCGGAAUCGAGACUUUCUGGUUCGAAAAUGACUGAAUCAUUUAUAGGGUCAUUGUCUAAUUCAAAUAUUAAGAAAAAAAAUGACGACGAUGAAGAUGUGGUCUUGCAAAACAACUUGACAUCAAUUAAAAAUGGAAAGGAGGCGGCAAAUAAUCAGCAGAAAAAUGAAUUUUUGGAUCGUUCACCUUCAUUGACCCGAAGUGAUGACUCGCCCGAACCGAAACAAUUUGUUUCAAAUAGUCCUGCGCCAAUAAAUAAAUCUCAAAGUGUAACACCAGACCCCCAGCGUCCUAAAACACCUAAACUCGAUAUAAAACUGGAUUCAAAUAAAGAUGUUAAAUCACCAGUAACACCAAGUAAAAUUACUUCAAAGUCACCAGUGUUAGAAUCCCAUUCAUUCAAUAAAAAGCAAAUUGAUUUAAAUAUGCCCAUAACGCCAACAGAUUCUAAGAAAUCCACUCCUCGAAGAGUAGCUUCAGCACCAAAAACUAGGCCUAAAGAAGGCGACAAUGACAGUGGGGUAGAUGAAUCCACACAAGGAAAUGACCUGAAUGGUUCUCCAGGCUCUCCAAAUAAAAGUAAGGUGCCGACCAAAUUACCAACCAAAGAAAAAUCUAGCAACAGUCUCAAGCCCAGUUUGUCUAGAUCCUCAAGCAAAAGUGCUACUGCUAAAACACCAGAGAAUCCUCUGCCUACAGAAAAGAAAAAAGUCCCUAUGAAUAAAGUACAAGUGGGCAACGCGCCCUCGCCCAACAUUAAAACAGUAAAAUCAAAGAUCGGUUCUCUUGAUAACGCAACCUAUAGACCUGGAGGAGGCAAAAUAAAGAUUGAAAACAGAAAAUUAGAAUUCGGAAAUGUGACACCCAAAAUUGCAGCUAAAAAUGAUGCUUAUACUCCCAGUGGUGGUAGCAAGAAGAUCGUAACCACAAAAUUGGAAUGGAAUGCUAAAUCUAAAAUCGGUUCCCUCCAAAAUGCUGCAUACAAACCAGGUGGUGGUGAUAAGAAAAUUGAAACAGUCAAACUCGAUUUCAAAGAUAAAGCGAAGCCCAAGGUAGCGUCGACGGUCAACAUCACUCACAAACCAGGCGGAGGAGCAGUCAAGUCAACAGUUACAAAGAACGGAACGAGAGCCAUUGAAAAUCAAAAAUUGGAAUUCAAAGCACAAAGUAAAGUGGGUUCGUUGGACAAUGUAAAACACAAACCAGGAGGUGGUGAUAUCAAAAUAUUUGACGACAAGGAGUAUAUCAAGCAGAUGGGUGGUCAGUCGCCAGUUCCAGAAGGCUACAAUCGCUCGCAGCAGGAGAGUCCCCUGCCACCGACAGCGCAGCAACCAAAAUCUGACGAGAACUUGAAUCAACAGCAGUGUUAAGGAACACUCUGGAAGACUUCUUAUUUUCAGAAUUCGACAUUAAUUUUUAUAAACAAAAGUCCAAUUUUGUACAUUUUUUUUAUCUUUGUUAAUGUUUACAGUUUGAAUGAUUAUAGAGUGCUUGUUAUUGUAGCAAUGGAUGUUCGGGAUUAUGUCAUAUUCAGCGUCAAUGAUAUUAACAUAUCUUUUGACAAUAUGUUGUGAAUUAUUUCAUUAAUCACUGGAUGUUUUUAUUGAAUCAAUUAUUGUUACAGUCUAUGUUGUAUAAGUGUAACGGAAAUAUAAAUCUAGGUACAAUUUACAUGUGUUUUAUGCGUAACAUUAAAUAUUUGCUUUUGAUAAUAAUUAAUUUGCCUAAAUACAUACUUAGGUAAUAGAUAUUGAUUUCUAAGUAUAUCAUGUGCGUGCCAAUACUUAAGAAUAUUACCCGCUACUUUUCUAAUAGCAAUUCCUUGGUUUUGAUACUGAACAUUUCUGUUAUUAUACUUACAAUAACGUUGAAAUACAAUCACUUAAGAUGCCACAUUGUAAUCUUUAUUAAUAAAUAUACCAACAAGAAUAUAAUAAAUUGGACAUCUACGAUAAGUUAUUGAUAUUUGAUAGGAACACAAAAAUAUUUAUUACCGCUAAUGUUAAUAAUUGGUAUUUGAAAGUGAUAUUUAUGUAAUUCACUAUUAUUAAAUUGUCUGUAGCUAUAAUAUAAUAAGUAUUGGCGCUUUUACAACACUUUUGUUACCUUCGUAGAUGCGUGCACUGAUAGAGUAUAUCCAUAAUUUGGAGUGUUAAGGUAGGGCGAAGUUCUUGACACAGCAAAAAGUCAUUAAAGCAACACAAUAACUUUUAUAGAGAAACUCAUAAUAAUCAGAUUUAUAGGAGAUUGUUGACCUUGUCUGAACUUUUAAAGAUAAGGUACGGAGGUAGACUUUGUAAAAAGUUGCGUAUGUACCUCUGUCUCUCCUACUUCUCAUAUUUCUCUGUCUCAUCUUACAACUGAGUUUCUAGGAACACGAUAUAGAAGCAUGACAUUUUAGUCCUUUUAAAUGACAACUUAUAAAUAGUAUCGCGGGCGUCGCAUGAUAACUUGAUGCCCGUGGAUGAUGAUUACCACUUACCAUAUCAAGUGGAACGCCAGCUUGUACGCUAUUCCAGUUACAUAAAAAACUGUUUUUAAAUUAAUCUGAAAUUAAGUAAUCUGGAACGUGUUUAUAUUUGAGUUUGCGUAAUGAUUUUAUGGAUACUAGUACAGAAAAGUUUUUUAAUUUUAUAAAACUGGAUAUUUGCUUAUUUGCUGUGAUGAGAAUGGAAUGGGCUCGAGAUCGACUGACCAGAAUCAUAAUAUGAUUAUAAUAAUAAGUAAAUGUUUUAUAAAUGUAAUUACUAUUACCUACACCUAAGAUAGCUUUAGAUAGUGCGUAUCAAUCUAUUAUAACAAUUUUCGUUAUUAUAUUUCCGUUAAAAUCCCAUUUUUGUUAAAAAUGUUCUUAUUAAGUUUAAAGUAGGCAACAUCUUUGUGUCCUUAUAAGGACGCGUAUUGUUAUUUUACCUUGUAUUUGCUUUUAGCUUUUAUAAAACACAUCGCGCCUUACUUUAGAAUUUGUCAUUCAAAAUUGUCUCGAGUUACAUUCAUUGUGUUACACUACUUUUUAAUUUCAGACUCAUAACCUUAAAGGUACCUGCUGUUUGUUAUUAUUUAUGUUUGUGCUAAUUAUGAUACAUACCGCAAAUUGACUCGAAGUUAUUAGUAUAUUGAAAUAUUAGUAUAUUAUUUCUAAGUAGGUAUAAUAUUUUGUGAAAGCAAGGAACGUCUAUAUACAAUUAGUAAUCAUUGAAUAUAAUUUAA